Messenger RNA from Dreissena polymorpha, 2349 nucleotides. RefSeq lists its product as uncharacterized. The transcript has a single exon. The record is from RefSeq and is a predicted model, not a curated record. Gene Ontology annotation, biological process: DNA integration. NCBI's taxonomy places the organism in Eukaryota, Metazoa, Mollusca, Bivalvia, Myida, Dreissenidae. Bases 1 to 2349 code for a protein of 782 amino acids. Gene Ontology annotation, molecular function: nucleic acid binding.
AUGUCAGCUCAAGCUGUCACAAAGAGAGGUAUUCUGUCAACAAUUAACAGUUUGUUCGAUCCGCUAGGAUUUCUAGCCCCCGUAGUGCUUGAAGGAAGAUUGAUCCUUCGAGAAUUAGUAUCUACUAAGGUAGAUUGGGAUGAAACUAUUCCCCAGGACAUUGCUAGGAAAUGGGAAAACUGGAUUAGUAAAGUAGCUAAGGUUACGUCUCUUGACAUUCGUAGGAGUUACUUUGAGGGCUCAAUAAGUGAGAUGUCUGGACUUGAGUUGCAUGUGUUUGCAGAUGCUUCAGUUAGUGCAAUUUCGGCAGUGGUGUAUGUACUAGGGAAUGCCUCAAACGGGGAUAGACAAAUAGGUUUCGUGUUGGGCAAAAGUAAAUUGGCCCCAGAGCAUGGUCACAGUGUCCCUAGGUUAGAGCUGUGUGCAGCAGUGUUAGCCUGUCAAUUGUACCAAUGUGUGUCGGAGCAGCUUGCCGUCAGUUUAACCAAGGUAGUGUUUUACACAGAUAGUAGGGUGGUGCUCGGCUACAUAUGUAACAAAACAAGACGAUUCUAUCAGUAUGUCAGUAAUCGUGUUCUAAAGAUUGUGCAUGUUAGCAGUCCAAAUCAAUGGAACCAUGUUCCCACCGAGUUAAACCCAGCAGACAUAGGGAGUAGAGGAGCCAGUGUUGAACAGCUAAAGCAGAGUUCAUGGUUAGUAGGACCAAAUUUCCUUCUAGAGGAAUGUCUGUCAAAUCCUGAGCAUUAUCCUCUUAUGGAACCAGAUUGCGAUAAGGAAAUUCGUCCUGAAGUGGUAGUCAGGUCAACCAAAGUUGUUGUAGGGCAGUCGCUUGCUAGAAAAGUUAGUAAGUUCUCUACCUUUGAUACGUUAGUUAGAGCCCUGUCGACUCUCAGACACAUAGCAGUUUCUUACCACAAGAACCUGCCUUGUAAAGGUUGGCACCUUUGUCCUGCAGCUAAGGAUGUGCAGUUAAGGAAUGAGGUCAAACUGUCAUUGUACCGUGAUGUCCAACUUGAAUUUUACAGUAAAGAGGUUGAAUGUCUCUCAGUUGGUAAGGCCCUACCUAGAGAUAGUACCAUUUUGUCUCUAGAUCCAAAGCUUGGUUCUGAUGGAUUAUUGCAUGUAGGUGGUCGUCUGAGUAGAAGCAAGUUACCUUUGCUAGAGAAAAACCCAAUAGUCCUACCUGGUAAACAUGCCCUGUCUAGACUUUUGGUAGAACAUCACCAUAAUUUGGUUCAUCACCAAGGUAGAACAUUUAAUGAAGGUGCAGUCAGAUCUGCAGGACUUUGGAUCACUGGGGGUAAACGUCUCGUGUCAUCAGUCAUUCAGAAAUGUGUAGUAUGUAGACGACUAAGAGGACGUUUUGAAUGUCAGAAAAUGUCUGACUUACCUGAGGAUAGGGUAGAGGAAGCAUCACCCUUUAGCUAUGUAGGUGUUGAUGUUUUUGGCCCUUGGGAGGUGGUAGCUAGGCGGACCAGGGGUGGACAUGCAGCUUCCAAGAGAUGGGCUGUUCUGUUCACGUGUUUGGUUUUAAGGGCUGUCCAUAUUGAGGUUUUAGAGGAUUUAUCUUCUUCAGCCUUUACAAAUGCUCUCCGUAGGUUUGUUUCGGUCCGAGGCAAGGUCAAAAUGUAUCGCUCGGAUCGUGGCACUAACUUUGUUGGGGCCAUUGAUAACAUUCAAGUUACAGCCAUUAAUGUAGAGGAUGAAAGUGUAAAGGGAUAUCUUAAGAAGUCUGGUUCAGUCUGGGUAUUCAACAGCCCUCAUAGUUCACAUAUGGGAGGGGUCUGGGAACGGAUGAUAGGUGUUGCACGUCGGAUCUUAGAAGCAAUGUUACUUGGAGUGAAGAGCUUGUCUCAUGAUGUACUUGUGACCUUGAUGGCUGAAGUGUCAGCUAUCAUCAAUUCGCGCCCUAUAGUGCCAGUCUCAAAUGACCCUGAGGUCCCUGAUGUGUUAAGCCCUUCCGCUCUUCUCACUCAAAAGUUGGAGUGUGAUCAAGUGUCCCUUGGUAACAUGGAUGUUAAAGAUUUGUACAGAAGUCAAUGGCAGCAAGUGCAGUAUCUUGCUAAUCAGUUUUGGGUCCGUUGGAGAAAAGAAUAUCUCCAGUCCUUGCAAGGUCGUAGGAUAUGGCAUGAAGAUCAUGACCCUCUUAGGGUGGGCGAUGUCGUACUUCUACGAGAUGCAGAAGUUGCUCGAAACUUUUGGCCUAUGGCCAGAGUGACGAGAACAUUUCCAAGUCAAGAUGGUUGUGUCCGCAAAGUGGAGGUCUGUGUUGCUAAAGACAAACAGAAGGUCUUUUAUACUAGACCAGUUGUUGAGUUGGUGCUGCUUGUUAGUGCAGGCUCCAGUUAA